AUGAGCUGGACCUGCCCACGUUGCCAGCAACCUGUUUACUUUGGUGAGGCUGCUGAAAAAGUGAGCUCCCUGGGCAAGAAUUGGCACCGCUUCUGCCUGAAAUGUGAGCGCUGCCACACUGUUCUGUCUCCUGGUGGCCAUGCAGAGCACAACGGGAGACCAUACUGCCAUAAACCAUGCUAUGGGGCUCUCUUUGGACCCAGAGGGGUGAACAUUGGUGGUGUAGGCUCCUAUCUCUACAAUCCUCCCACUCCCUCCCCUGCCAACAUCACUUCCCUCACCCCCAGCAGCUUCAGCCCCCCCAGGCCAAGGACUGGCCUCCUCCAUGGCAAAAAAAGCCCACCCCACAUGAAGACAUUCACUGGGGAGACCUCACAGUGCCCCGGCUGUGGGGAGCCAGUCUAUUUUGCUGAGAAGGUGAUGUCUUUGGGCAGAAACUGGCACCGACCCUGUUUAAGGUGCCAGCGUUGCCGGAAGACCCUGACUGCUGGGAGUCAUGCUGACCAUGAUGGCGUCCCAUACUGCCACAUCCCCUGCUACGGCUACCUGUUUGGUCCCAAAGGUGGGCAGCCCCACCCCAGACAGUAGGCCUAAAGUAUGGCAUGUACAUGGUCCGUGGGGAUGUGUGGACAAUGUCCCCUAUGGUCAAACACACUCCAGACCCCUCCCAAUUCCCUAAAGCCCUGAACCCAACACCCCCCAUACCCAAGGCCGUUGGUGAUAGGGCUCUCUCCCUCAGGUGUGAACAUUGGCGAUGUGGGCUGCUACAUCUAUGACCCAGUGGAGAUAAAACCCAAAUGAGGCGCUCACAAGAGAGGUCACCCUAACUCAGGCUUCCCACAUCCCCUCCAUGGUCCAACGGGAGCUACAGAUUUCUCCAGUCCUGUGUGGUUGGGGGAAGGCGAGAUCCUGAGGGCCUGGGCCUAGGCUCCAUGGUAGGCCAGAUAAUCUAUACCUUCUCUGCAAAUUUUUCCCUUUUCCUUUCUUAUCUGGUUAGGGAACACAGGCCACCCCACUUUGAAUGGUGGUCUCCUGGCUUUCCUAUCCCUUUCCCCAAUAAAUUCUGGAACU
Messenger RNA from Marmota monax (woodchuck), 1071 nucleotides. It is a transcript of the gene Crip3, whose product is annotated as cysteine rich protein 3. The record is from RefSeq and is a predicted model, not a curated record. The coding region runs from base 1 to 588 and encodes 195 amino acids. Lineage: Eukaryota; Metazoa; Chordata; Mammalia; Rodentia; Sciuridae. The transcript is spliced from 7 exons.